This is a messenger RNA of Daucus carota subsp. sativus, 2466 nucleotides long. RefSeq lists its product as uncharacterized. The transcript has a single exon. The coding region runs from base 470 to 2404 and encodes 644 amino acids. Lineage: Eukaryota; Viridiplantae; Streptophyta; Magnoliopsida; Apiales; Apiaceae. The record is from RefSeq and is a predicted model, not a curated record.
CAAAAACAUCAAAUCCAUCUCUAACUUGACAGCAUAUCAGUAAUCGAGUUUUCCUUAUUUAGUGAGAAUUUUUGUAAAAUUAAGAUGCAUCGUCGAAGAAUCUGUUGAAUCGUCUAAUGAGGAGACUCAGACGACCUGGUCAUAAGGAUACAUGAGAUUGGUCAACUGCAGGAUCUUCAAAGGGAGAAGGCAAAUAGAACUUUGUUAACUAAAAGCAAGCAGAAAAUCAUUAAGAGCAUAUUAUCAUUACUAAACAGUAUUGCAUUAAGUACAACGAGUAGAGUCAUGGACCCUUUAGUAAAACGCUCAGACAACGGAUUGGUCUCAGAACCCGUUAACUAAGUUCCUUUUCCGUAGCUUAUAAGUCAAAAUUCAUUGAGCUUAGUCAAGCAGGUUGCGCAUAGGUGAACAGAAGAAAGCAAAUCUAGCAAAGAAGUGGGGGAAAAGGGAUACCCUUAAAAAAAAAAAGAUGCAUUCACCUUGCAUCAGAGAAGCCACAACCUGCUUUCAUGGCUUCUGCACAAAUCCGUCUUUUGACAGACUAGACUCCCAGAGUUCUACCACAAGAAGUACAGCAACUACACAACAUGACUUUGCAAAUUCCACAAAUUCUUCUCUUUCUCCAAACUCUCGAUUCACAAACCAUGAGAGUCUCCCUUCAGUGGCGGAGUUAUUUUCCAAUUUCACCAAAGCUUACCCGCAAUACUUGAAAACUUAUCAAGCUGAUCAAAUCCGAGUGCAAGAAUACUAUCAUCUCUCAAAUCACGUAUGCCUUGAUUACAAUGGCCAUGGACUCUUCUCUUAUGACCAGCAACCAAGCCAUCGCUCUUCAUCUUUAAUCGCCUCUACAUCAACUUCUGCCCCUUCAACACAGUAUUCUGUUGGUUCUGACGUACCCUUCUUUCAAAUUUCCAACAAGUCAGCCAAUUUGUACUCUAAGAUACACUAUGGUGGACAAGAAUCAGAAUUUGAGUCUAUUAUACGAAAGAGAAUCACACGCUUUAUGAACAUUUCUGAAGAUGAGUAUUCCAUGGUGUUCACUGCCAGCCAGUCAUCUGCUUUCAAGCUUUUAGCGGAAAGUUAUCCUUUCUGGUCUAACAGAGAGCUUCUGACUGUCUAUGAUUUUCAGAAUGAGGCUGUGGAGAUAAUGAUUGAUUGCUCCAAGCAGAAAGGAGCCAAAGUAAUGUCAGCUAAAUUCUCAUGGCCCAAAAUGAGUAUCCACUCCAAGAACUUGAAGAAAAUGGUAGUAAGUAAAAGCAAGAACAGAAAGAGGGGCUUAUUUGUUUUCCCUCUUCAAUCGAAAAUGACUGGAGCUCGGUAUUCAUAUCAAUGGUUAAGCAUAGCACAGGAAAAUGGGUGGCAUGUCUUGCUUGAUGCUACUGCAUCAGGAGCUAAAGACAUGGAGACUUUAGGCCUCUCCUUCUUCAGGCCAGAUUUCCUAUUUUGCUCCUUUUACAAGAUUUUUGGGGAUGACCCGUCGGGUUUCGGUUGCCUGUUCGUGAAAAAAUCUAGUGCUUCAGUGUUUAAGAGUUCCAAAACUAAGAGUAUAGGUAUUGUUAGUCUUUUGCCAGCAACAACAAAUGGUCAGUAUUUCGACAAAUCAUCUAGCUUUGACAUUGAUACCGAACAGCAACCAUCACCAGAUGAUCAACCACCUAAAGUUGAAUUGGCUUUCGCAAGUUCACCCUCUAGUCCAGUGUCAGUUCAGCAGAAUGAAGAAAUCAUUGAGCUGCAAGCACUACAAAAAGGCAAUGAAAAACAAGAGCAAGAAUCAGAUUUUCAAAUUAUAGAACAAGAACAGCCCCAGGUCAUAAACCAAUUUGGAGACAGAGAUGCAACCAGUAGCAGAUACUCAGAUAUUGAAUUUAGAGGCUUGAAUCACGCAGAUUCAUUAGGCUUGAUACUUAUCCGUAACAGAUCAAGGUACCUAAUCAACUGGCUGAUAAAUGCAUUGAUGAGCCUCCAACACCCACAUUCAGAUUUCGGUCUUCCCUUGGUCUCUAUAUACGGACCUAAAGUAAGAUUCGACAGAGGACCAUCCCUGGCAUUUAACAUAUUCGACUGGAGAGGAGAAAAAGUUGAUCCUGCACUUGUGCAGAAGCUAGCUGAUAGGAACAACAUUUCACUUGGUUUUGGCUUCUUGAAAAAUAUUUGGCUCUCGGAUAGGCACGAGGAAGGAAAUACUUUGCUACAUACAAGAACUCCAGAGCACAGAAAACUCCUAAAAAAUAAGGAGAAACUCAAUGUAAGUAUAUCUGUUGUAACAGCUUCACUGGGGAUAUUGACAAACUUCGACGACACUUACAAGCUCUGGGCGUUUGCGUCUAAGUUCCUUGAUGCAGAUUUCGUCGAGAAAGAGAGAUGGAGGUACACUGCUCUCAAUCAAAGGACCAUUGAGCUGUAAGCUGACAAUUGUUAUUGUACGUCUAAUCUUCAUUCUUUCACAUACUAGAAAUUUUUCUUUUC